Molecule: messenger RNA, 2249 nt
Organism: Cercospora beticola
Lineage: Eukaryota; Fungi; Ascomycota; Dothideomycetes; Mycosphaerellales; Mycosphaerellaceae
Gene: SRP101
Product: signal recognition particle receptor subunit alpha
Biological process (GO): intracellular protein transport; SRP-dependent cotranslational protein targeting to membrane
Cellular component (GO): endoplasmic reticulum membrane; signal recognition particle receptor complex
Molecular function (GO): ATP hydrolysis activity; signal recognition particle binding; GTPase activity
Source: RefSeq, a predicted model, not a curated record
GUGAAGUCAUCGCCCACAUCUCGAGCACCACCACCACUUCGUCGUCUCGUCCGAUUUUCCCGACACCACGCGCGGCCAUGUUGGACGCUUUCGAGAUCGUCACAACGUCGGGCAUUGUCCUCUGGCGGAAGCACUACGCUCCACUCUCUUCCAGCGUCAUCAACAGCCUGAUCAACGAUGUCUUCAUCGAGGAACGACAGAAGCCCGCCGGCGGCGACGGAGCUGGCCAUGCGCCAUACCGAAAGGACAAAUAUACUCUAAAGUAUACCACACUGAAAGAUGCCGGCCUGAUCUUCGUGGCUGUCUACCAGUCCUUAUUGCAUCUGUCCUGGAUCGAUAAUCUGUUGACCACAGUGAAAGCGCUAUUCGCUAAGCAGUAUGCUACCGAGCUCAAGAAGCAGCAUGUCUCGAAAAUCGACACACGGGACUUCGACCAGACCUUCGACGCCCUCGUUCGCAAGCUCGAUACUGGUAGUACCAGGCGCAGACCAAGCGAGGUGGAUUCAGAGAGCCAAGUCGAGCUCACACCGCCAUCGAGUUCCGCUUCGCAGGCAGAUGAGGAAGACGGUCCUCCUGCUCCGCCCGUACCCCACUUCAAGAAGCCUGCAGUACCUCAGGUGAAAGAUGUAGUAUACGAUACGACCAGCGCUGACAUCACGCCUGUCGCGACACCUGAUACUUCGCGACCUACCACACCACUGCACGCACCAUCACACCUGCUAGCAGCAAAGGCCGGACCUGGAGGGCUUUCGCGAAAGCAAAGAAAGAAAGCAAAUCAAUUUAGCAACUCUGCUCCAGUGUCUUCAGGCGACGAGAGUGAUAGGAGACCUAAGAGCUCGCAAGGGAAGGGCAAAGCGAAGCGGAGAUGGGAUGCCAGUGGUGUAGCCCAGGAAGACGAUGGUGAAGUGCUGGACUACAGUGCCACGGCCACACCGAGCAAUGAGGAGCCGAAUGCGCUAGAUGUCGACGACGUGAAUGCAACACAAAUGGGGAGUAGGACUACAAAAGGGCAAUUUGUGCUUAAGGAUCUCGAUGAUGAGGUGGAGGCAAUUUUGGCCGAGUCCAAGCAGCAAAAGCAAGCAGCGAGUACGGAGAAAGAGGUUUCCGGCCUCAUUGGUACUGCAAGCAGCAAGCUCUCUGGCUUGUUCCGAAACGUGGUGGGAGGUAAAUCGCUCACGAAAGAGGACUUGAAGCAACCCAUGCAGCAAAUACGAAAUUCGUUGCUGGAGAAGAACGUCGCACCAGAAGCUGCUGAUCGACUCUGUCAGAGUGUUGAGACAGAUCUUCUUAACCAGAAGACGGCAUCUUUCACUUCGAUCGAGAAGACGCUACGAGAGAGUAUGAGCAAAGCUCUGACUCGCAUACUUACACCCACCAGCUCACUGGACCUUCUCCGAAAUAUCAACAACACGAUCGAGGGUCGCAAUCCUCGCCCAUAUGUCAUUUCGAUCGUUGGAGUCAACGGUGUUGGCAAGAGCACAAACCUCAGCAAGAUCGCAUAUUUCUUGCUACAAAACAAGUUCAGGGUGCUUGUAGUGGCAUGUGAUACCUUCCGCUCCGGUGCUGUGGAACAACUCGGAGUACACGUACGCAAUUUGACCGAGUUGAGCCGAAGGGAAAAUGUUGGCCACGUGGAGCUUUUCCAAAAAGGCUACGGGAAAGACGCUGCAGAUGUGGCGAAGCAGGCUGUCACCUACGCCACGAACGCUGGAGGUGGUAAUAUUCUUUUCGAUGUUGUGCUGAUCGAUACUGCGGGACGACGACACAAUGAUCAGAGACUCAUGAGCUCUUUGACGAAAUUCGGGCAGCUGGCCAAUCCUGAUAAGAUUUUCAUGGUUGGUGAGGCGUUGGUUGGAACGGACAGUGUGUCACAGGCCAGACAUUUUGCGGAGCAAUUCGUUGACCAAAAGGGUGUGCUGAGGAACGGGGGUGUAGGUAUGGAUGGCUUUAUCAUUUCGAAGUGUGAUACUGUGGGCGACAUGGUGGGUACGCUUGUGAGUAUGGUGCACGCGACUGGCAUUCCAGUUGUAUUCCUAGGUGUCGGACAGCACUACGGCGAUCUGAGAGGUUUGAAUGUCGACUGGGCUGUUAGUAAGCUGAUGAAGUAAACGACAUGCUACAGAGAAUCAUUAUGAUGAAUAUACAUUGUGUAUUUGAGGCUGCCUUCUUGAACAGCUCCUAUCUUUGACACUGCUGACAAUCCCAUCUCAGUCAUCAGCUCGCGGAUGAUGCACCUAGAAGGCUAGAUA